This is a messenger RNA of Vanrija pseudolonga, 1070 nucleotides long. RefSeq lists its product as uncharacterized. The record is from RefSeq and is a predicted model, not a curated record. NCBI's taxonomy places the organism in Eukaryota, Fungi, Basidiomycota, Tremellomycetes, Trichosporonales, Trichosporonaceae. The transcript has 3 exons. The coding region runs from base 15 to 1070 and encodes 351 amino acids.
CCCACCACCACACCAUGGGAUACUCAAUACUCAUGCAGUGGACGCCGGCGGCGCAGCCGCGCGGGUCGAGCAUCUCGGAUUUACUCCUCAGUAGGGUGUUGGAGCAUUACAACAUCACCCACCCCCUCAGAAGCACGAUCCAGUUCAGAACCUUCCGCGCGUCCUUCCCAACACCAGACAAGAUCCCCGCCCUGGGCGAGAUGACGGUCCCGACGCCGAGCGCGGCGACACGCAUCCUCACGACGGUCACGUACUCGCAGAGCAUCCCGCCGGUACGGGACGUGCCCGUGCCGACGGGCGCGAGAGACGACGUGACGUAUCUGUUCUUGGAGGACCGGGACGCCGCGAGCGCGGCGAACGGGGCCAAGGCGCCCGAAGCCAAGAAGGACGACACCAAGGACGAGGCCAAGAAGGACUCGGGGCUCAACGACGACGGCUUCGAGAUCCUCGAGCCGAAGGCUUUGGACGGGGUGGGCUCCGAGUCGACCCCCAUGGACGUCGACGCUGCGCCAGCCACCGUGCCAGAGCCACCGAAGGAAGAGCCGAAGCCGCCGCGCCCAGUGAGCAAGUACAAGAUCCUCGCCGUCCGGCCCGCGACGCUCGUCAUGCCGACGCUGCACAACCUGCUCUCGCCAUUCGUGCUCGGCCUGAGCAAGUCGGCGCGCGCGGCGGCCAGCACGACGGCGCAAGCGGCCACCCCGACGCCGUUGACUGGCACGCCGCUUGUGCUGACCACGCUCGCGUUCCCGCCGACAGCGCACCCGCAGCCCGCGCUCAGCUUGUCCGUGCAUAUCCUGCCCAACGCCAGCGCGCAGACUAUCCUCCUCGAGGGCGAGUGGGAGGGCGCGCGCGCCGAAGAGGGCGGCGGGGCCGAGGCUGUCCUGCGCGAGUUCUUGCUCGGCUGCGUUCCUGAGGGCGUCGUCGGCGAGACCAAGUUCUUCACGUGGGCCAAGGACGGCGGGAGCGAGGACCCCACCGCCGGUGGUGCGGAGGGCUGGGUCGGCGUCGAGAAGAGCAGGAGGAUGACCAUGCUGUUGGCCCGCGCAUUGCGGGAAAGCUCGUUCAUCUAG